This is a messenger RNA of Planococcus citri (citrus mealybug), 1274 nucleotides long. It is a transcript of the gene mEFTs, whose product is annotated as elongation factor Ts, mitochondrial. The record is from RefSeq and is a predicted model, not a curated record. NCBI's taxonomy places the organism in Eukaryota, Metazoa, Arthropoda, Insecta, Hemiptera, Pseudococcidae. Gene Ontology annotation, biological process: mitochondrial translational elongation. The coding region runs from base 242 to 1189 and encodes 315 amino acids. Gene Ontology annotation, cellular component: mitochondrial matrix. The transcript is spliced from 5 exons. Gene Ontology annotation, molecular function: translation elongation factor activity; protein binding.
UUUCCAUCCAUCAGAGGCAAACUUGAACUUUUUCUACACUUUUUCCAUCGGCGUUGUCUUGAAAGAUGAAAACUUGAAAACUUUGAAAGUUUCAAUAAGUUCUAAUUAGCAUAGAGUGAUUUAUAAUGAAAAUAUCAUCUCAGGGAUCCUAGUCAUUAUAAUUUUUCAACAAUUUCAAUCUGUGCGAAUCUGCGAAAGAUUCAAUAAGUACAUAGUCUAUAGUCUGAUUUUUCAGGUCAAAAUGUUCAUCUUCCGAAUAUCUCGCAGAAGUUUCCAAACGUCAAGUAUAUGGCUAGCUACUGAUAAGGCUUUACUCUCGAAACUGCGUAAAAGUACAGGAUACACUUUUGCUAACUGUAAAAAAGCUUUGGAAGUAUCAAACAACGAUUUGGCCAAAGCCGAACAAUGGUUGAAAGAACAAGCAUUGGCUCUUGGUUGGGCCAAAGCGGCCAAAGUCGCUGGUAGAUCGACAUCGCAAGGAUUAAUCGCCAUAACAACCGAUCCUAAGACAGCUUCUGUAGUCGAAAUUAACUGCGAAACAGAUUUCGUAGCGAAAAACGCUACUUUUCGAGAAGUCGUCAUUAAAGCGUCGAAUGCUUGUUUUAAUGUCGCUAAAAGUCAAACUAAUUUCAUCGACUCGGUUGCCAAGAUGAAUUUGGAGACGGCGCAACUAAGCCAAUUGCAUAGCCCCGAUGGUAAACCAUUAUCAGACGAGAUUGCUCUUCUUGUCUCACAAGUUGGUGAAAAUGUUUCCCUCAGAAGAGCCAUGUGUUUGAACGUAGCCGAUGAUUUAUUCGUUGCUGGUUGUACUCAUCCAUCUCUCGACGUACAAGGAUCGACGUUGACUGGAAAAUACGGCUCGUUAUUACUUUACAAAAAGAAUUCCAAUGAAACUGAAGCCGACCACAUUGCAAAACAGUUAUGUGUGCACGUUAUAGGAAUGAAACCAUCUAAAAUAGGCGAUAUUGAAAAAGAUCUUCCUAAAGAAAACAAAGACGAAGAAACUGUCAUGAUUCAUCAGGAGUUCAUUAUGGAACCUGAAACACCAGUGUUUGAAAUUUUAACCAGUUCAGGGCUCUCUUUGGUAGAAUUUUUCAGAUUCGAAUGCGGAGAAGAAAUUAAACCUAUCGAUAGUAGCGAAAAUAAUAAAGAAGAGGCCGAGAAAAUGUACGCUGAGGCUGCUAAAUAAGAAUUUUUAUGUUUAAGUUCACCGCAUAUGAUAUUUAUGUAGUUGGUUAAUGAUAUUAAAUGAUUUAUUUUUUAAAUCGUGAUAA